AUGAAGGUGCUCUUCAACUUUGUCGUCUUCCUGAUUGCGGCGCUCGGCGUCGUCCUCGCCUCUUCUUCCGAGCCCGUUGUGACGCACAAGGUGUACUUUGACAUUGCGCACGAUGGCAAGGACGUCGGCCGCAUCACGCUCGGUCUAUUUGGAAACGACGUGCCCAAGACCGCUGAGAACUUCCGCGCCCUCGCCACGGGCGAGAAGGGUUUCGGCUACAAGGGAUCCAAAUUCCACCGUGUCAUCGCCAACUUUAUGAUCCAGGGCGGUGACUUUGAGCGCGGCGAUGGUCGGGGCGGCUACAGCAUCUACGGCGGCAAGUUCGACGACGAAAACUUCAAGCUCAAGCACACCGGGCCCGGUAUUCUGUCCAUGGCUAACGCCGGACCCAACACCAACGGCGCACAGUUCUUCAUCUGCACCGUCAAGACCAGCUGGUUGGAUAAUGUUCACGUCGUUUUCGGAAAGGUGAUCGAUGGAAUGGAUAUCGUCAAGUACAUCGAGAACGUCCCCAAGGGCUACGGCGACAAGCCGAGCAGCGACGUCAUCGUCAAGGACGCAGGUGAACUGCCUGCCGCCGGUGGCGAAGAAAAGGUGGUUCAACCAUCGUCGCCCUCUCCUGCCGCAGCCGCUGCUAGCCCCGCUGCUGCUGCAGCAAAGCCGGCCGUGGAAGCGGCGUCGUCGUCGGGCUCGCAGGGGGCGAGUGUGGGCAACAACACGGGCUCGUUCUUCUUCCUGCUGCUGCUCAUUGCUGCUGCCGCCGGCGCGUGCGGCGUGUGGAAGCUCGGCGGGAUCGAACGUACAAAGACGCACCUCACGCAGCUGGUGCAUUCGACAGCCGACCGCAUCGCGGCUGCCAUCACGCGCACGCGCUACAACGCCAUCCCCACCUCCCUCCCCCGCUAG
Moesziomyces antarcticus is the source of this 906-nucleotide messenger RNA. Its product is annotated as peptidyl-prolyl cis-trans isomerase B. Gene Ontology annotation, biological process: protein folding; protein peptidyl-prolyl isomerization. Lineage: Eukaryota; Fungi; Basidiomycota; Ustilaginomycetes; Ustilaginales; Ustilaginaceae. The transcript has 3 exons. Gene Ontology annotation, molecular function: peptidyl-prolyl cis-trans isomerase activity. Gene Ontology annotation, cellular component: fungal-type vacuole; endoplasmic reticulum. Bases 1 to 906 code for a protein of 301 amino acids. The record is from RefSeq and is a predicted model, not a curated record.